This is a messenger RNA of Lynx canadensis (Canada lynx), 2235 nucleotides long. Its product is annotated as zinc finger protein OZF-like. The transcript has 3 exons. Gene Ontology annotation, biological process: regulation of DNA-templated transcription. Bases 1 to 1656 code for a protein of 551 amino acids. The record is from RefSeq and is a predicted model, not a curated record. Lineage: Eukaryota; Metazoa; Chordata; Mammalia; Carnivora; Felidae.
AUGAGAGGCUGGUCCUGGUGCCCUUCGGGCUUCCUCGGCGGCGCCCUGGGCCCGAGGACCGACCAGGUUUGGUCCCGCGGCGUCCAGAACCCCGGGCCCGCCAGCGAACGGGGGAACAGCGCUGGACCCAUGGCGCCGCCCGGGGCCCAGCGCCUCGCCGGCGAGCAGGGGGAGGCCCACCCAGAGCGAGGGAAGCCGGGCGCCUUGAGCUUCGCAGACGUGGCCGUGUACUUCUCUUCGGAGGAGUGGGGCUGUCUGCGGCCAGCCCAGAGGGCCCUGUACCGGGACGUGAUGCGGGAGACCUACGGCCACCUGGGCGCACUCGGAUUCGCAGGCCCCAAGCCCGCCCUCAUCUCCUGGAUGGAGAGAAAGAAGGAGGCGUGGAGCCCGGAGGCCGAGGAUCCCGAGGACAGGGCGAGGCACCCAGGAUAUGGGAUAGAAAGCAAGAAAAAGAAAUAUGAACCAAGCAGCAGAAUCAGGGCCAAGGAGCUGGAGGACCCCCCUGUGAAGAACGGGCCACUGAUGAAGGCCAGGCUGGUUCCUGGUUUUAGAGACUGCAGCCAUUCAUUGCCUCAGGUCUCCUCUGACACGGGACACCAGUGCACCGAGACUCCCAAGAGGCCCUACCCCUGCCUGGAAUGCAGCCGUUCUUUCAGCUACCCCUCCCUCCUAGCCAGCCACCAGCGGGUCCACUCUGGGGAGCGGCCCUUUCCCUGUGACCAGUGUGGACGCUGCUUCCGCCAAAGAGGCAAUCUGGCUGUUCAUAUGCGCAUACAUACGGGGGAGAAGCCCUUCUCCUGCCCAGACUGUGGGAGGCUCUUUGCCUACCCCUCGAUGCUGGUCAGACAUCGGCGAAUCCACUCUGGAGACCGUCCAUAUGUCUGUGGGCCUUGUGGGGUUCAGUUCUCCCAGAGGGCUCACCUGGUCCAGCACCAGCUGCUUCAUACAGGGGACAAGCCUUAUUCAUGUCCGGAUUGUGGCCGCUGCUUCCGCCAGACGGGGGCCCUGGCCAUCCACAGACACAGACAUGGUGGGGAGAAGCCAUAUGUGUGUACUGAGUGUGGGCGCCACUUUACACAUCCUUCGCUCUUGGCUAUCCACCAGCGCACCCACACGAGGAAGAAGCCCCAUAUCUGUUCUGACUGUGGUCGGGGCUUUGCCUACCCCUCCCUCCUGACCAAUCACCAGCGGGUCCACUCUGGUGAGCGCCCCUACCCUUGUGCCCAUUGCGGUGCCCGUUUUGCCCAGCAAAAUAACCUGCUUCAGCAUCAGCUCAUUCACACAGGCGAAAAGCCCUAUGAGUGCCCUGAUUGUGGCCGCUGCUUCCGGCAGAGUGGCUCUCUGGCUAUCCAUAGGCGCACACAUACAGGGGAGAAGCCCUACUCCUGCCCUGAGUGUGGGCACCAAUUUACCUCUUCGUGUGUCCUCAACAGUCACAGGCGUGUCCAUUCUGUUGAGAGGCCCUUCCCCUGUUCCCAGUGUGGGAAAACCUUUAAACGAAAGAGUGCCCUGGAAGCCCACCAAUGGAUCCAUCGCACACGCAGGACAAGUCAGAGGGGCGCCGGACCUCUGUUACAACCUCCAGCCCGAGCUUCUGUCCCUGAGGGUCAGGAACCGUCAGUACACUUCCGGCAUUUUCCUGAUAUGUUUCAGUAGUGCGAGUGUCUGAGUUCAGUAGCGUGAACGAGCGAGUGUUUUAAGAUUCUCUCUGAUCAAGUGUUGGGAAGGAGGUGCACAGAGGGCAUAGGAGGGGUAGGAGAAGGGAGGAAAAGGGAAUCAAUCAAAAAGGAGAUAGUGGGGGCUGAGCCACAUCUAGAGUCUGUGAGUGACCUGGAGCUGAGAGGGAGGACAUCCAGAGGGAAGCACCAUCCAGGAAAAGCAUGAGUGUCCUCCAAUCCACUCCCAGCACCAACUGCUGACCUCUGAGCUUUCAGCUCCCAGUUUUCCCUAACUCUAGAACUCAGGAGUUCAAAUCUUAAUUUGGACCAGAAGCCAAAAUGGAAGAGGAGGAUCAUAGGCUUUGAGCCAGUUUAUCCCAUGUUCAACCUUGGUGCAUCUUGCGUCAUCAACAUCUUUCUAUAAAAUAAGUACAUGAAUCCGGCCCCCAAGGUGGUUGUGAGGAUUAAAUAACAUAUAUUCAGUUAAAACUGUCUAGUACAAUACUUUUUGCUGUAUAUAUCCUCCCAAGCUUUGCAGGUAGAGUUGUUUGAAUAUUGUCUAAUCAUCCCUGCUGAA